Messenger RNA from Vicia faba (fava bean), 684 nucleotides. The record is from the annotation of a GenBank genome assembly. Lineage: Eukaryota; Viridiplantae; Streptophyta; Magnoliopsida; Fabales; Fabaceae.
AUGGAAGAACAAAUCCAGAAAAAACCCAAAAUCCUGUGUCUCCAUGGAUUCAGAACAAGUGGUCAAAUCCUCAAGACCCAAGUCUUACGUUGGCCUGAAACUGUACUACAAAAAUUGGACCUUGUUUUCAUCGACGGUCAAUUUCCAGCACAAGGAAAAUCAGAUGUUGAAGGCAUUUUUGGUCCACCUUAUUAUGAAUGGUUCCAAUCCAAUGAGGAUUUUACUGAGUAUAGGAACUUUGAACAAUGUUUAACAUACAUUGAAGAUUAUAUGCUGCAAAAUGGUCCUUUUGAUGGUGUACUUGGAUUUUCUCAGGGAGCAUUUUUAGCAGCUGCAUUGCCAGGAAUGCAGGAACAGGGAGUAGCACUUCAGAAGAUAAACAAGAUCAGGUUCCUGAUUCUGAUAUCAGGAGCCAUGUUUGGUGGAAUGAAAUAUGGAACACCUAAACUAGCUUCUAAUGCAUUUUCAAAACCAAUUCAUUGCCCCUCUCUUCACAUUAUAGGUGAGAAAGAUUUCUUGAAGCCAGAAAGCAUUAUUUUGCAAGAGGCUUUUGUUGACCCUGUUGUGAUUCAUCAUCCAAAAGGACACACAAUCCCAAGACUUGAUGAAAAGAGUCUUGGAACUAUACUUGAUUUCAUUGACACAAUUCAGGGAAUGCUUUCAGAUGAUCACAGCAAGAAUUGA